Diorhabda carinulata is the source of this 591-nucleotide messenger RNA. It is a transcript of the gene RpL35A, whose product is annotated as 60S ribosomal protein L35a. The coding region runs from base 107 to 553 and encodes 148 amino acids. Gene Ontology annotation, molecular function: structural constituent of ribosome. Gene Ontology annotation, biological process: cytoplasmic translation; ribosomal large subunit biogenesis. The transcript has 3 exons. The record is from RefSeq and is a predicted model, not a curated record. Lineage: Eukaryota; Metazoa; Arthropoda; Insecta; Coleoptera; Chrysomelidae. Gene Ontology annotation, cellular component: cytosolic large ribosomal subunit; ribosome.
UCGCUGAAACAAAAUAAACACACCGCACGUCAGUUGUCAUUCAACAGCUCCAUCUACAGGGAUGAAUUGAUUUUAUUUCUUUUAAGUUUAGGUCGAGAUCUUCGGAAUGGCAGACCCAGCGGUUGCAAAGAAAUCAAAAGCAGAAAAGAAAGCACCCAAAGAAGGUGCUCCAACAAGUGAUAAACCAUCAGUUAAAAGGCGUCCUUUUAAAAGACAUGGACGUUUAUACGCAAAAGCUAUUUUUACUGGUUAUAAACGAGGACUUCGUAACCAACACGAAAAUACUGCAUUAUUAUCUGUAGAAGGUACGUCUUCUAAAGAUGAAAGCUGGUUUUACGUAGGAAAAAAAUGUGUUUACGUAUACAAAGCUAAAAACAAGACCUGUGUUCCUGGCAGACCAAAAUCUGUUAAAUCAAAAGUUAGAGCUAUUUGGGGAAAAGUAACUAGACCGCAUGGUACACGAGGUGCUGUCAGAGCUAAAUUUGCAAGAAAUUUACCAGCAAAGGCGAUGGGACACCGUAUUAGAAUUAUGCUGUACCCAUCCAAGAUAUAAAUAGUUGAUAAUAAAAAGAAAUAAAUGUUUUUUUAACA